Messenger RNA from Orbilia oligospora ATCC 24927, 756 nucleotides. RefSeq lists its product as uncharacterized. NCBI's taxonomy places the organism in Eukaryota, Fungi, Ascomycota, Orbiliomycetes, Orbiliales, Orbiliaceae. The transcript has a single exon. The record is from RefSeq and is a predicted model, not a curated record. The coding region runs from base 1 to 756 and encodes 251 amino acids.
AUGCAGAUAUGGAAGCUCCUUUUUACAACUAUCCUCGCUGCGGUGGUUUCCGCAAAUACGAUUCCCGAAUCCUGCACUCGCGCCACUGAGCUCAUCCAAAGUUGUACUCCAAACGAACGGUACACAAUGUUUCUCAUCCCGGGUCGGUUUUCUGGAUGCCUUUGCAGCGCCAAUUUUAGCGAGGAUUCUACCGGGUGUAUCAAAGACGCUGCCAAAGUCCUCCCUCAGACAGAUAUCCACGUGCUCGAAGCAUUCCGAGCGCACUGCGCUCUGUCCAACGUUGGCAGCAUUCCCAAAAACGCUACAUCUGCUAUUCAGCCCGAUGCACGUUACCCAGAUGGCGACGUUCUCGAUUCUAUAGAGUGCAAUGAUAUCCAUACUAGCCUCCAAGGCUCCUUAGUCUUAAGCAACUGGGACUCAGUCGCUCAUCUCUUGUGCUUCGGCGGCAACACCGAUGAAAUUACCAAAGCUUGCUACGACUACAUCUUUGACUCCGAUCCCACCAAAGCUUCACCUUUCGGGGCUCUUCUCGGCUUUUGUUCAAGAAAUUAUCCUCCUUCGUCUAAAAGCCCGAAGACGGUACAGACUUCGGACCCCCAGACUACAUUAUUUCCGAUCAGCACUCCCAAUUCCAUCCAGACGUCAGCCCCUCCAGCUAGUACGGAUAGAGUAAUAAACACCGCCAAUGGUUUAAAAGUUACUCCCCUCAACAUUCUCUUCGUUUUCUUUUUUGGGGUAGCUCUUUCCACCCUAUAA